This is a messenger RNA of Anguilla rostrata (American eel), 4205 nucleotides long. It is a transcript of the gene dazap2, whose product is annotated as DAZ associated protein 2. The record is from RefSeq and is a predicted model, not a curated record. Lineage: Eukaryota; Metazoa; Chordata; Actinopteri; Anguilliformes; Anguillidae. The coding region runs from base 193 to 699 and encodes 168 amino acids. The transcript has 4 exons.
GACGUAGGCUAGCCGGAUAGCUAGCUAACAUCACAGAUCGCAACAACACAGGCAAAACAACACGGCGUGAGCAGCGGAAACGAGGAAGUGAAGUCGUUGAAGCCUUGGCAUCACUACGGAUUUGUUAUUGCUGAGGCCAAGACUCAUCCUCAGCGUCAUACGUUUCUGAUUUCUACGGGAAAAUUUGGAACAAUGAAUAAUAAAGCUUCUUAUCCUGCACAAGCUGUGUACCCCCAGCAGACCAAUGCAGCUCUGUAUCCCCCGGGGAUGCAGGCAUCUCCCCAGGCCCCACCUUACACAGAUUCCCCUCCUUCCUAUUCUGAGAUAUACCAGCCCAGGUUCAUCCAUCCACAGGCUGCCCAGGGCCAGCUGCACCAGAUGUCCUCUGCGUACCCUCAGAUGUACCUGCCCCUGCAGCAGUCCAUAGCGAUGGGGCCCAUGGGCCACGGCAUCCCCAUGGCGUACUACCCCAUGGGGGGGCUGUACCCACCGGGCUCCACGAUACUGGUGGACGGAGGGUAUGAUUCCGCAGCUCGUUUUGGAGCAGGCAGCGGCAGCACCAUCCCUGCUCCGCCCCCCGGGCAGCUCCCCAGCGCGGCCCAGCUGGCAGCCAUGCAGGGCGCCAACGUGAUGAUGGCGCAACGCAAAGGCGGCUACUUCAUAGGGGGGUCCGGCGGCGGCGGCUACACCAUCUGGUAACGGUGACCGCUAGAUGAGCCUCGCCCCCUCCCUCCCCAUCCCAAACCUCCCCCCCUGAGGCUGCCCGCGGGCCACGCCACAAUACUGACAUCACCUAACGGAAUGUAUUAUGCUAGUGCCCUGGGUAGAACACCCCCCCUCUCACUGGUGUCUCUAUAGCCCUGCUGUGUACCCUCCCACUGCCAGACUUUGAUUUGGAGACUGGCCCUCUCUUAUUGCUUAUUUGCACAAGAAUAGUGCUGCAGAAUUUUAAGGAAGUACUUUUAAAUUAGCAAAAAAUAAACAGAAGCAUCUUGCUUUACUGUACUUGCGUCUGAGAGAAUCCAGCUGACUUUCAGGUUUUCGUCUUUUUUUUCUCCCCCGCCUUUCCAAUUUCUGAGGAAAUUGACCCAAAAAACCCACAAUUCCUCAGGCAGAUAGCAGUCAGAAAAGGCAAAGCUUCGACACCUUCGUUUCAGGACAGUUGAUGCCGUAGGGUCUCCAGGGUAAAAGUGCUUCCCCUUUUUUUCCAUACAAAUGGAAAUUAGACAGUGAUUUUCUAGAUCAUUCUGAUGAUUUAGGUGUCCAUUAUAAUCUCACAAACAGGUUAUUGUGAAAGAAAGGAUGGGGUUUAGUUUAAUUUGUGCCAAAUUGAAAGGGAGUGGUUUGACACAUUUAAUCUUUAAAAGGCAGUAUUCCUGCCAUUAAAAGGCACCAGGCUUGAUAAUCUAAAUGUUUUAAACCAUCUUGAAAUGAUCAGACGAGGGGCGGGGCUUCUGGCGAUUAAUUUUAUCAGGUGCCAAAGUUUUAAAUGCACCAUUAUUUCAAAUAAAAACAAAUGAACUUACAAAUAUGGAGGGAACUGAUAUGGUUGGAGGUCCAGUUGUGUUUGGAAGGGUUGGUUGGGUGGCACCACUAAGUUUGGGUGCGCGCGUGUCCCGCAUUGUCUUUUGUCUGUCGGAUACCCAGACUGUUCAAACUAGCGUUGGUUUGUUUUGUAGCCGUGAAACUUUGCGGUUUACUGCCGAGACAAAGACGCAUGUCUCUUAAGUUUCUGAUAUUUCUAAACAACGGAAAUAAAUGAUUCUUAAAUUUUUAAAAAAAGAUAGCGUCCAGUAGCUAUAGCUGUUUGGUGUUUAUCAGCAACUUGGGUUUUCUUUUUUCUCAAAACACUGCACUUUGGGUGGCAAGUGAAGUACGCUCCUCAUUUCCCACUGAAUUCUGCCCUGUAACCAAAGAUCUGGUGUGUAAUGCACCGAAAUGCAGCAGUGGACAAUAAAGUAACCUCUUUUAUAAUCAGACAGAUGGUACUGAGAAAACCGAGGUAGCAGGCAUUGCACAUUUUGUAGGAAAUGAAAGUAGGUAUGUAGUGCAUUUAAUUUUGCACGUUUUUUUCAGUAGUUUUAACUAAAAACAUAACUUAAAUCUAAGGAAUAUCAUUGUGAAUUCAGGUCCUCUUGCAUAUUAAUUUGUGUGUGCUGUUGACCAGCUCUGAAAUAUAGCUUGGUCGGCUACCUUUAAAAAUUGUACACUAUUAGCAAUAACAUUUUGAUGGAUGGGAGACGAUUAAAAUAUAUUAAGUGGGUCUAUGAAGGAGCAUGCAGGUGGGCAUAUUUCAGAGGAUGGGUCAAAAUAUCUCCCUCUUGUACACAGCUUUUAAAAAAAAAAAAAAACCUUUAAAGGUUUUCAAUAAUCCUGUGCAUUCUCACCAGCAAGUUUGUCGAUGGAAGGAUACAUACAAUUAACUAAAACAAUUCUGCUCUUUAAAAUGUUCUCAGAAACUCGGCAUCUUAAUUUUUAGAUUUUCAUAUCUUCGGGACGGGGAAUAUUGCAUACAUUAUUCUGUACAUUCUUUGAAGGAUGUUCCCUGAAGUGCUACAUUCAUGAAUAAGUAAUGAGUCGAGGUAGGUCUGCUACAGGUUCACAGUGAGGUCAUACAGAGGCAUCUUUAAGAGGAAUGCAGACUUCUGCCACAUUCACAUUGGUUUGGAUUUUCAUUUUCUUAUGAAUAUAUUGGAUGAUUUUUUUGCAGCUUACUCCAUUAGCCUUUUCAUGGGUCAAUAUGCUCCCAACAGCUGGAUGUUUUUCUAAAACCUUGAACUGAAAAAAAUGUGAAUUCCCUGCUGUGUGGAGCAGAAGCACAAAUUCAUAAUCUCGUAGAACAACAACCUUUUCUUUUAUGUGGGGAUCGGUGAUGUCUGGACUUAUUUUAAUGCCAGAUGAUAUCAAGUGGUGUUCACAUUGUCAGUUGUAAGCUUUCUUUUUCAGAUUUCUUCAAUGUUAAGUGGUAUUUGUGAAUGCAUUAAGGCGCAGAGUGUUUUUUUCAAAUCUGCUUAAUACAGUCUUCGUGCCACUUAUUUGAAGUUUCCAGAAAGAUGGGAAUGGAGUCCAGUCUUGUAAUAGGCAGAGUAAGACGCUUCUGAUUACCUAAUAUAAACAUCUUAAAUUCCACAGAAUGUGUUAAAUAUGUUAUGUUUAAGCAUUUUCAUUUUUGAGGUUAGCAGCGAAGUGCGCCAAGCUGAAUCCGGACAGUCUUAAGGCUGGGUAUCCGACAGGAGAGGGGUUAACUCCCCACUGUAAUGCCAUCAUUCCUUAAUAAAAUGUUGUUCAAAUGCCAGCUCAGUUGCUGUCCACCCACUGCAUUCAGUUUCCUGCAUUUUUUCGUUUAACCUGCAUGUGAAAGUAGACAUUGUUAAUUUGUGGGAGUUUUGUUUGAUUGUGAAGUUAUUUCCAACCCCGAGGCUUGUAUGCAAGACACUACUUGCACUGUCUUGGCUGGUACAUUGUACACUGUACACACGUUGUUUCGUUUAGAAGAGCAUUCCGACUGAUUGUUACAUUGUCUCCUCAGCUUAAAGGAUUAUUAUUUUUUACUAAGCCAGUCAGUGUGUCACAUUGCUUUAAAUUCGUUUCGUCCCAGUCUGACGUUGACUUAAGUGUGCUUGAAAUGUUGUUAAAAUUAACUGCUGUGUGUACUGUAUAAAAACAAAAGGGGACACAGCUUUCCAAAACCAACCCUGGGAUUUAAAUGAUAGUCACGGUGUAGCUUAAUUUCUAUCUUUUUUAUCGGAAUAAUUUCAGAAGCAGAAACAGACCUAAGACCUAAACCUAAAAGGAAAUACUGAAUGACUUCUCAACCCCCACUUGAUAGAUUAUUCUGGAAGCAGCACCGUGAUGGUUUGAUUCCAGUGCUGGUCAACUCAUUUAGUGGACGCCACUCCAACCAUCAGUUGUGUCAGGCAAAAUAAAUCCAUUUGGGUUCAUGGACAUCAAUAGUUCAGGGAUUCUCUCCGAUUUUUUUAUAAAAGGCAUACAGUUAAAAGAUUUGAUGGAUUCUACUGAAUAUAUUUUAUCUUUUAAGAUUAAGAAGGAGCCAGGUGUCCCUGUCUUGUUUACUGCGUAUUAAGAGACCAUUAAAGAGCGGUCCUUAUCAGUUUGUAAUGGAACUGUGGUGCACUUAACUUUUUUAUACUAAACUUUAAUUGCUAUAAUUAAAAUUUAGAAUAAAGACUAUUUUGGAAAUUGAA